Humulus lupulus (European hop) is the source of this 753-nucleotide messenger RNA. Its product is annotated as myosin-9-like. The coding region runs from base 1 to 546 and encodes 181 amino acids. Gene Ontology annotation, biological process: vesicle transport along actin filament; actin filament organization. NCBI's taxonomy places the organism in Eukaryota, Viridiplantae, Streptophyta, Magnoliopsida, Rosales, Cannabaceae. The transcript has 7 exons. The record is from RefSeq and is a predicted model, not a curated record. Gene Ontology annotation, cellular component: actin cytoskeleton; cytoplasm; vesicle. Gene Ontology annotation, molecular function: ATP binding; microfilament motor activity; actin filament binding.
AUGUCAUUAGCUGUUACAUAUCAAACGGAGCUCUUCUUGGAUAAGAACAAAGAUUAUGUUGUUGUUGAACAUCAAGAACUUUUGGAUGCUUCCCAUUGUUCUUUUGUUUCAGGCUUGUUCCCUCCUUUACUAGAAGAAUCUUCCAAAUCAUCAAAAUUCUCUUCAAUAGGUUCUCGCUUUAAGCAACAACUACAAUCUUUGCUUGAAACGUUGAGUGUCACUGAGCUACACUACAUAAGAUGUGAAAAGCCCAAUAAUCUUCUAAAGCCGUCUAUAUUUGAGAAUAACAAUAUUUUGCAGCAGCUUCGUUGUGGGGGAGUUAUGGAGGCCAUCAGGAUUAGUUGUGCUGGAUAUCCUACAAGAAAGCCAUUCCGUGAAUUUGUAGGUCGUUUUGGCAUCUUGGCACCUAAUGUCUUUGCUGGGAGCUGCGAUGAAGUAACUGCUUGUAAGCGCCUUCUAGAGAAGGUAAAUCUCAAGGGUUAUCAGAUUGGUAAAACCAAAGUGUUUCUCAGAGCUGGCCAGAUAGCAGAAUUGGAUGAUUGUUGAAGUGAGGUCUUAGGAAGAUCAACAGGUGUCAUACAGAGGAAAGUUCGAUCUUAUCUUGCUCAGAAAAGCUUUAUCUUGUUACGGGUUUCUUCCAUUCAGAUUCAAGCCUUUUGUAGAGGACAAGUUGCACGCUAUCAGUAUGAAUGCAAGAGAAGGGAGGCUGCUUCUGUUAAAAUCCAGACACAUUAUCGUAUAUGUCUUUCUAAG